Ostrinia nubilalis (European corn borer) is the source of this 2617-nucleotide messenger RNA. RefSeq names its product L-threonine ammonia-lyase-like. Lineage: Eukaryota; Metazoa; Arthropoda; Insecta; Lepidoptera; Crambidae. Gene Ontology annotation, biological process: L-threonine catabolic process; L-serine catabolic process. The transcript has 9 exons. Gene Ontology annotation, molecular function: threonine deaminase activity; L-serine ammonia-lyase activity. The record is from RefSeq and is a predicted model, not a curated record. The coding region runs from base 115 to 1452 and encodes 445 amino acids.
UCAAAGACAGAUCAUUACCGACAAAAAUAAUGCAGAAAAUCUUCAAUAUAUAAUGCAAACUUCAGGCAAAUCACUAUGAAAAAUUAUUAGUUACUGUAGAAAACAGCUACCAACAUGCAUGACGAUAUAGACCUCGACGAGAACUGUGAUCCCAACAAUCCUCGAAAAAUCAGAUAUGACGACAUCUUGGCCGCGUCGCGCCGCAUCAUGGGCUCUGUCAUACGCACGCCCUGCACGAAAGCUCACAUGUCCGAAAAACUUGGAAUGGAAAUAUACCUGAAACAGGAAUUUUUACAAUAUACCGGAUGUUUCAAGGAACGUGGUGUCCGGAAUACUUUGAUGUUGCUGACUGAGGAACAAAAAAAAUAUGGCGUGAUAGCCGCCUCAAGUGGGAACCACGCCAUUGCGAUGAGCUACCACGCCACGCAGCUCGGCGUGCCCUUCGUCGUCGUGAUACCGGCCAACGCGGCCGUCAACAAAAUCAACAAAUGUGAAAAACUCGGCGCUAAGGUCAUCAUGCAUGGAGCAAACAUUUUCGAAGCCCGGUUACAUGCUAUGGGAAUAAGCAAAGAGAAAAAGAUGCUAUACGUUAAUGGUUACGAUCACCCAAAUGUAAUCGAAGGGCAGGGCUCUAUUGGAAUAGAGAUAAUAGAACAGCUCCCAUCGGUAGACGCCAUAUUGGUCCCAGUGGGCGGCGGAAGUCUCAUCACUGGCAUCGCCAUAGCAGCAAAGCAUUUGAAACCAGAUACAGAAAUUUACGGUAUUACAACAGACAAGACAUGCUCAAUGGUAGAAGCACUCCGUAAGAAUGAAAGAAUCAAGUUGGAAAUAGAUACUACAAUAGCAGAUGGACUGGCGGUUAAUAUGGUCGGAGUAAAUACUUUCUACAAUCUAAAAGGAGUAGUAGAUAAAAUGAUCGUGGUCAAAGAAGACUGGGUGGCUCGUGCUAUCUUGCAUCUCAUUGAAGACGAGCGAUACUUGGUGGAAGGCGCGGGGGCGGUUCCAGUAGCAGCUAUUAUGGCUGGCUUAUUCCCAAACCUCAAAGGAAAGAAAGUGGUGUGCGUGUUGUCUGGGGGCAACAUCGGCACCACGGUGCUGUCGCGCGCGCUGGAGCGCGGCAUGGCGGCCGAGGGCCGGCUGGUGAAGUUCAAGGUGACCGUCAACGACCGGCCCGGCGGCAUGGCCGACCUGUGCGCGCUGCUGGCCGGCAUCGGCGUCACGGUGCGCGACUGCAUCCCGGAGCGGGCGUGGGUCAAAGGAGACGUGUUCAGCGUGGAGAUAAGAGUGAUAUGCGAAACCAGAGGCUGGGAUCACACUAAGGAGAUAAUGGAGCAGAUAAAGAAGCACUUCAAGGAAUACUUCUUCCAAGACAUGAGUGAAAGAACAGACAAAAACGCCGGCACGCGUCGCGGGCCCUGCCUCGCACCCAACCCCGUCUGCAUGCAGAAAUGAACCCUAUUGUACAGUUUAAUGCAACAAGCAAUAUUAGGCACGGUAAUAUAAUAGCUGUAGCGGCAGCGCCAAGUUCGUUCUAUCAAAUAGUGGUGUGCAUCCUCAACAUCAACACUACGUCUGAAGAUCCUGGGCCGCUAACUGGAGCGAGGGCUGGCGCUGAAACAGCAGCUGGCGAAAUUCAAAGUGCUGUGAGCGGCUGACCCAGUGGCAUCGCAGAUACGUUUGAAAAAGAAAAUGAGCAAUUUUUGUAGUGAUAUACCAUACCUUAAGGCCGGGUAGCAGAGAAAAUGGCGAAAAUGAGGUUUUCAUUUUUCAUUUUUGAGGUACUAAACAGUAAAAUUAAAGGCUAAGAUUUUUAUUGGGCAUAGUUGAGGAUAUUUUCUAGGGCUAUUAACGGAUGGAAACACGAUUUGAUGAAGUUGACUCGAUAGAAUAUAUUCCCAAAGUUACCUCUAUUCGUUUUCUAUUUAUGGUUUUAUUUUUAAAAUAAGCGAUUUGAGAUUCUAAAUCUUUUACUAAACUAAAGUUCAGAAAUAACUUGAGGGCUUUUAACGGAUGAAAUUUUUAUAUUGCGUCUUAUUUAGUUACUAUGUUAAAAAAUGUGGAAAAAAUCGUCCAUGACGGCUUGGACAAUCUCAAUCAGUCGCGCGGUGGCGCUUACGGAGGACGGACGCGUGUCAGUUUUUUGGCCGUGACAGUUCGCGAUUUGUCAAUAUUUUUGACAAUGAUGACUUUGAUGAGUCACAGUAUAAUAAUAUCAGUGUUACUGGAGAAAGCUUAAAUUUUUGAUAAUUAAGAAUUAUCAAUUUUGUCUAUCUAUUGAAAUUUAAAUCGUUCGCAUCCUUUAAAACGAAGACUCUACUCAUGAUACAUAGUACAUUCCUCAAAUAUGAGACAAAACCAAUGAGUUAAAAUUACAUUUUAAUAGUACCUACAUACAAUCGUCUUACACUCUUUAGAAGAGCACACUGACACAAAUAAAUAAUAAAAAAUACUGUCUAAGGUCUGUAGCUAAAGUCUAAGCUGUAAGAUAGAAGAAUCUUCUAGCCAAAAAGAUGGCAGAUGCAGCAGAUGUCAACGGAUUUAAAACUGGAGUUCAUAUGACUCCUUGUAGACUUGAGUCUCUAGAGCGUCCCUUCCUCCACCAUGCGUAAGAAUUUUC